This is a messenger RNA of Drosophila willistoni, 5562 nucleotides long. It is a transcript of the gene Rbcn-3B, whose product is annotated as WD repeat-containing protein 7. Gene Ontology annotation, molecular function: protein binding. Gene Ontology annotation, cellular component: cytoplasm. NCBI's taxonomy places the organism in Eukaryota, Metazoa, Arthropoda, Insecta, Diptera, Drosophilidae. Bases 711 to 5378 code for a protein of 1555 amino acids. The record is from RefSeq and is a predicted model, not a curated record. The transcript is spliced from 2 exons.
GGCAAAGAGAACAAAAAUAAAAAAAAAAAAAAUAACAAAUUGUCUUACAACUUGUAAUUGUUGAAAGUGCAACCCGAACUCGGUUGUUUUAGUACAAAGAGUGCACAGGACAGUUCGGGUAUAUGGGCAAUAUGGCAAUAUGCAUAAUAUAAAAAAAAUUGCCAAUAAGAAGAAAAACAACAAUAACAGCCGCAGCAGUAGCAGCAGCAGCAGAAACGUGUGUUGUAAUUGUAGGCCAUCACAGCAGCAGCAGCCAACAACUUGGAGAGAGACAACAGUGUGUUGUACGCAAAUUAGAAACGGAAUCGUGCGACGACAUUGAAGUUCCUCCCCUCCAUGAACACUCCCCCACCAUCACCAUCACCACCAACAACAACAAUACCAACAAAACGAACCGUAGAACUUAGAAUGCAGAUGUAGUUGGAGCAAAUAGAGGAGGACAAACAACAGCAGUAGAAGUACGGAUGCAGAUCAGGCUUAAAAGCACAAUCAAGACGACGACGACGACAAUAAAAUUGCAAAUAGAAAAAAAAUAAAAGAAGAAAAAUAUACAGACAAACGAAAUUGGAAUCAGGGAAUCACGCGCCGUCCCCAAUACGGAAAGCACGACAGCACUAACAGCAGCAACAGCAACAACAACAAAAAAAUUGUAAAGGAGAAGGAUAAGGAGAUUGUAACACCGGCGCAGGAUUAUUAGGAAGUAGUCAAACAUGGUUAGCACCAAUCUGGUUGUGCCCGUGGUGCUUUGGGGACCAACAGCGCCGACACACUGCAUCUCAAGCGUAUUCCUUUCAGAUGAUCAAUGUACUCUAGUCACUGGCUGCUAUGACGGCCAAAUAUGCUUAUGGCAGGUGGAGCCCACCACUCUAAAGAUGUCGCCACGUUGCCUACUGGUAGGCCAUUCCGCUCCAGUGUUAUGCCUGGUGCGCGCCUCGCUGUUGCCAGAGAAUAACUUUCUGGUCAGCUCAUCAGAGAAUGGUGAAAUGUGCACCUGGGAUCUUGUCGAUGGCAAGUGCACAGAGGCGGUGAAACUACCUCAGGUGCAUACACAAAUCCAAAGCUAUCACACCGCCAACAGCGAGGAUGUGCGUCUCUUUUGCAUUGGAUACUAUGCCGAAAUCAUGGUUAUGGAUCCAUUUAGUCUCGAAGUCAUUUAUGUGCUGAGCUCAAAGGUGAAGCCAGAUUGGAUAUCGGCCAUUCACGUGUUGCGUCCCAUGCGUCGGAAGGAUGAUGUUGUGCUGGCCAUAACCACGACGGGCACGGUGAAGGUGUGGACAUUGACGGGCAACGAGAACAAGCAUGCCGAGCCGAUAUAUGAGAACGAGUCAAAGGAAAUUCGAUGCUUGAAUGCCAUCACCAUGAACUGUUGUGCCCAGAAUCAGAGAACAGUUCUUUUGGUCUGCACCAAAUACUGGCAGAUCUACGAUGCUGGUGACUUUACGGUGCUCUGCUCUGUAAUAGCUCCGGCCCGUGAACGUUGGCAGGGUGGCGAUUUCCUCACCUCGGAUCGUGUUAUGCUGUGGACUGACGAGGGCAAGGGCUAUCUAUAUAAGCUGCCAGCCAACUGCAUACCAGACAACAAAGAGUUCCACUCGAAGAGCGUUGUCCGAGAUGCUCCAUAUCUGUACUAUGUGCUUCAGCAUGCCGGCGACAAAGUUCUCUCCUGUCCGCCAGCCAUGAAACUAAUAUUGGCCAGCAGCAAUGGGGCCAAUGGAGGAAAUGGAGCAGCCAGCAGCGGCGGUCAAUAUAAUCUGUUGCGCGGCGAUUCCGAGGGCUAUAUAUCAGUAUGGAAUGUGCCGGAGGUGCCACUCGAUAAUAUUAGCAUAUUGCAGGCUAAACAGAUGCCGCCGCGUAUCCUCAAGCCGCACGUAUGCACCUCCUUGGUAGAAGCCUGGUCUAUAAUGGAUCCGCCGCCGGUGGGAAUUCUCGAUCAGUUGUCGCGCAUCACCGACUCCCCGGUGAAGUUAACCUCGAGCAUUUAUCUGCCUCAACAAAGUCGCCUUGUGAUUGGUCGCGAGGAUGGAAGUAUUGUUAUUGUGCCAGCCACCCAGACGGUGAUGAUGCAGCUGCUCGUUGGCAUUAAACAGAAUUUUAGCGAUUGGCUGUCGCAUCAGAUUCUCUAUGGUCACCGCGGACGUGUGAAUUGUUUGCUUUGUCCCUCAAUGGUUCAUUCACGUUAUGAGAAGUCUCAUUUACUCUCCGGUGGCAUCGAUUUCGCUGUAUGCCUGUGGGAUCUCUAUAGUGGAAGUCUUUUGCAUCGUUUCUGCGUUCAUGCCGGCGAGAUUACCCAGCUCCUAGUGCCGCCGGAGAGCUGUAGCCCGCGUAUUCUCAAGUGCAUCUGUUCGGUGGCCUCGGAUCAUUCGGUCACCCUCGUUUCGCUGCAGGAGCGCAAAUGCGUUACACUGGCAAGCCGUCAUCUCUUUCCCGUGGUGACGAUCAAGUGGCGACCAUUGGACGACUUUCUAAUUGUUGGCUGUUCGGAUGGCUCUGUGUAUGUGUGGCAAAUGGAAACGGGUCAUCUGGAUCGUGUGCUUCAUGGAAUGCUCGCUGAGGAAGUGCUCUCCGCUUGCGAUGAACAGGCUGGCGACGAUGGCAGCGGCGGAGGAAUAACAUCACACGGUGGCGGCGGCAACGUGACAUCGGCAAGCGAAAUGGGCAUGGCCAAUCCUGCUGUGCACUUCUUCCGUGGUCUUAAGUCACGAAACAUGAACGCCAUCCGGCAUGCCACACAGCGUGGCAUCCAUCAGUUGCAGCAGUUGCAGGGCCAUAAUCAGGGUAACUUUGAUUUCCUCAUGAAGCAUCGCAGCAAUCCUCUGGUCAUUCAGGGUCUGCGCACCAAUCCCAAGGAUGCCGAAUCGCAUAUUCUUUUCUUUGACAUCGAGGGACUGAUAUUCGAGUUGCAUAGCGAGGAGUAUGCCCAGAUGACGCCGGCCACGCUGGAAGCUCUCGGUGUACAUCUGCAAAAUCCCAAAGAUGGACGAACCAUGCCAUUGGACGCCAGCAAGAAGAUUAGCGACUUUUUCGGCAAGGUCAAGAAUAAGGCGGUGGAUGUGGAAAAGAUACUUAAAGACAAGGACAAGCACGGUUUGGUCCAGAAGUUCAAGGAGAAGACGGAAAUUGUCGAGAAGAAGGUGCAGGCCAAGGUGGAGAGUCUACAGAAGGCAGUGGAAACGCAUGAGGAGCAACAAGACCUUAAGAGCAAGAUUGCCUCCAAAAUGGAAGUGACUCAUGUUAUGGAAGUGGCUCAGUUGUUGCUCUCGCUAUUGCACUCCUGGGGACUGGAUCCGCAUCUGGACAAGGUGUGUGAAUCGCAGCUGGGUCUCCUGCGUCCAAUUGUGCCCAUCUCGUAUGGCGUUCUCUCCAAAGCCGGUUACAUGUCCCUGCUGCUGCCCACCUGGCAAAAUAACUACGUAUUGCCAUCGAGCCAGCAACUGCAGUUGCUGCAGUCGGCCAGUUCCAAGAAGCGGCCCCUACCCGAGGAAUUGCAGCGCCUUGAAAAUCUGACGGCUGUCUUCACGUCACGUUUGCAUUGGGAGCUAAGCACUACCCUCACCUCGAACCACAUUCUGGCCCUGGUGGCCAUGUCCAACACCCUAAUGUCCAUGAGCGCCGCCUCAUUUCUGCCGGACUCUGAGAAGCAUAAAAAGCUGCAGCGCCUGGCCCAGCGGACCGAGUCCAUGAUGAGCAGCGAGGAGGAACGGGAGGAGCUGUUGGCCCAUCACACAUCGCAAAUCAAGCAGGGCUGGAGUUUAUUGUCCACCCAUCAUUGCUUCCUGCUGCCCGAUAAGAUCGAGGCAUUGGAGCCAAAGAAAUUCAAGCGGCCACAGGUGGAGAUGAUGGUCAAACGCUGGCAGCAUCAUUGUAUAGAAAUUCGUGAGGCGGCCCAGCAGAUUCUCUUGGGCGAGUUGACGCGCAUGGGCAAGAAGGGUCGCAAGCAGCUUGUCGAGAGCUGGGCCCAGUAUCUGCCACUCUAUACGCAUACGGAGCCCAUUGUGGGCACUCAGCAGCAGUUGAGCAUGAUUGGCGGCGGAGGCGGUCAAUCAGGCGGCGGCGGUGGAGGCGGAGGAAAUGCCGGAAGUGGAGGCAAUAGUGGCAUGGCCACAGGCAACUCACUUUCCUCUAGCAAUGGUAGCUCCGGUUCUGGCAGUGGCGGCCUAUCCUCGGGUGGUGCUGGGGGCAUCUCCGGCGGAAAUGUCCAUCAGGAUGAGGACUACGAAGAGGAAGAGGAAGAGGAAAUUAUACGUAAACCAUCCAGUUUAUCGGAACUGAAACGCAAGCAGACCACAGCCGUUAUCCUGCUAGGUGUUAUCGGAGCCGAAUUCGGGCAGGAUAUUUCGCAGGAGUCGCCUAACCAUCGCGGCAGUAUUAGCUUGGGCGCAUCCGGCACAGAGAGACGCAAGUCAUCCGUUGUGGAGGGCUUUGGCAUUGCAAACAAUUUGGCCAGACUAACGUCCAUGGCUCUAGCCCAUUUGCUUUAUGCCCCACCGUCGCCCAAGUUACCUCAGUAUACCCCUCUGCGGAGGGCAGCCAUCGAUUUGCUUGGCAGAGGAUUCACCGUUUGGGAGCCAUAUUUGGAUGUAUCCAAGGUGUUGCUUGGCCUCCUGGAGAUCUCGUGCGAGGGCAAGUCGGUGCCGAAUCUAAACUAUAAACUGCCGCUGACACCCCAAGCGGAUGCCUGCCGCACGGCCCGCCAUGCUCUACGUUUAAUUGCCACCGCUCGGCCGGCUGCUUUCAUCACCACAAUGGCCCGCGAGGUGGCCAGGUACAAUACCAUGCAGCAGAAUGCCCAGUCCAUCAACACUCCGCUCACCCAAUCGGUGUUGUUCAAGGCCAAGAGUGAGAUUCUCCAGUGCGUGGAAAUGCUGAUCGAUAAAAUGCAAUCGGAGAUUGCCAGUCUCCUGGUCGAGGUGAUGGACAUUGCGCUCCACUGCGUCGAUAGCAAUGAUUUGAAAAAUCGUGGUCUGGCCGAGCUUUGCCCCUCCAUAUGCAAGUUCAAUCAGAUCUCACAUUGCGCCCAGACCCGGCGCAUUGCCGUUGGCGCCAAUAGCGGCAAUUUGGCCAUCUACGAGCUGCGGCAGAACAAAUGCCAGAUGAUACCCGCCCACACGCAUCCGAUUACAUCUUUGGCCUUCUCACCGGAUGGUAAAUACCUUGUCUCCUAUUCGUGUACCGAGAAUCGUUUGUCCUUCUGGCAGACCAGCACAGGCAUGUUCGGAUUGGGCCAAUCGCAGACACGUUGCACCAAAGGUUAUUCCACGGCACCAAUCCCAGAUGUAUCGCGGCUAAAUCCGAUGCGUUUGGCCAAACUCGUCUGGAUCAAUAAUCGCACGGUGACACUUAUGCUAGCCGAUGGUUCGGAGACGCGUUUCAAUGUUUAAAUCCAACAUAUAUAUAUAUAUAUAUAUACAUAUAUAAAUAGGAUCCAUCCUCCGUGGACACGUGGCAAAUGGGCAAUCAAUGCAAGCUUUAAAAGCUAGCUAUCGGCGCAGCGAUGAAACAAACAAUAAUAAGAGACAGGGAAAGAGAAAUAGAGAAAGAAAGAAGCGAGAGUUAGAGACAAAU